Molecule: messenger RNA, 3130 nt
Organism: Crotalus tigris (Tiger rattlesnake)
Lineage: Eukaryota; Metazoa; Chordata; Lepidosauria; Squamata; Viperidae
Gene: ELMOD1
Product: ELMO domain containing 1
Exons: 12
Coding region: 440-1444 (334 amino acids)
Molecular function (GO): GTPase activator activity
Source: RefSeq, a predicted model, not a curated record
CGUUGGUCGCCUAGCGACCAGCAAUCAAUUAAUCAUAAGGAGCGGCGCGAGCUCCUGGGGCGCACACGGUGCACCCCGCGCCCGGUUCCACCAUCUGGACAUCCGAGCCCGCAGAAGGGAGGAGGAGGGGCGGCGGGGGCAUUGCGGUUAUUGAUUGUAGCUUUGGGGCAUCCGUCGUUCCUGCACGGCCCGCUGUGGCAGAGUGGUUUUCCCUAGACGAUUCCGGGAUAUUGGCGGAUUUUCACCGUGGCUGUGCUUAGGGGGAGAGGGGGGAAAAGAAGGGAUUACACUUUGCCUCCAAAAGAUUCCCCCCCCCCGCCGCCGCCGUUUAGCAAAGGUGGGAAAGAGGCCCUGAGGAAGCAUCAAUUACUUCUGGAGAAGCUGCUUGCUUGUGCCUAACAGAAGAUCAUCGCUAUAGCUGAAAUAUAAAAUUGCCAUCAUGAAGCACUUUCUCAGAAUGCUUGUCCAGGUAUGCCUGUACUUCUAUUGCAAAUGCUUAUGGCGCUGCCUGAAAUUUGUGGUGCGGAAACUGACUGGACGAUGUGAGCUGCAAAGGAUUUGCUAUAAUAUCAAGUCUGGAGCUGAAAGAACCUUGAAAAUUGAGACAUCAUUGAGGAAUUCAAAAAACAAGUUGCUCCAAAAUUCCGUUAGUGUUCCUCCUGAUGCAAUUGAAAAAACGGUCGAUGCCAUCAUAGAACUGAAAAAGAUUAAUCCAGAUGUAAAUCCUCAGCUAAGUAUAUCCCUGCAAGCCUGCCUUUUGCAGAUUGUAGGAUACAGAAAUCUGAUUGCUGAGGUGGAAAAGCUGCGUCGAGAGCAGUAUGAUUCUGAAGAGGAUCAGCAUGAAGAAAUGCUUCUGAAGCUAUGGAAAUGCUUGAAACCUGAUUCUCCUUUGGAAGCUCGGAUUUCCAAGCAGUGGUGUGAAAUUGGUUUCCAAGGUGAUGAUCCUAAAACAGAUUUUAGAGGAAUGGGGCUUCUGGGGUUGUAUAACUUGCUAUACUUUGCUGAGCAUGAUGGUCCUGCAGCUCAGCAAAUUCUCUUAGACUCUCUUCAGCCAAAAUAUAGGGAAAUCACUAAAGAGGAAAUAAGCAAAUAUAGCAAGACUGAAUGGGAGAAGAAAAAGUUUGAUAAAGCUAUUGGAUUUUCCUUUGCUAUUGUUGGCAUCAACAUAACAGAACUUGCAUACAACCUGCUUGUGAGUGGUGCUCUGAAGACACAUUGCUACAAUGUUGCUCCAGAAGCUCCAACGUUAGCCCAUUUCCAGCAAACAUUUUGCUACUUGAUGCAUGAAUUUCAUAAAUUCUGGAUUGAAGAGGAUCCCCUGGACAUAAUGGAGUUCAACCGGGUGCGAGAGAAAUUCCACAAACGGAUUGUCAGGCAGCUGCAGAAUCCGAAUAUGGCGUUAUGCCCUCACUUUGCUGCCUCGGAAAGCUUAAUCAACCUGUAGCCAUCCCCAUGGUUUGAUCUGGAAACACUGCCUGGUUCUUGUGUUACGCCACCAUCUAGAGAUAAAUUGCUGAUGUAUUGAAUGAUCACGGCAAGUGCAUGCCUGUUUUUUGAUGCAGUAUUCAUUUCUCACGCUCUCUUUCAGGAACCGCCUCCCACUGCUCCAAUGGAGAGUUUGGUCACUGUCAAAGAGAGCUCAUAUUGCAAUAUUUUGCAGUGUUAAAACAUUUUGAAUUGAUGUCCUGUGUUUCUUUCCCUUCCUUUAGGGCAAGGUUUCUCAACUUUGGCAGCUUUCAAAUGCGCGGACUUCAACUCCCAAAAUUCCCCAGCCAGCCCUUGCUGCUUGGGGAAUUCUGGGAGUUGGGAGUCCACACAUCUGAAAGCUGCCAUGAUUGGAAAACACUUUUUAGGUUCUUAUCUCUUCCCUUUGCUACUGCAUAUUUCAUUUAAUUGAAGAACUGUAUUUCUGUAGCUGGGUGGGGGAUAUUUUUUUGUUGUUGUUUAUAUACACAGAAUAGUUUAGUUGGAAACUUGUACUGUGAGAACUUUUUAACGUAUUCAUUUUGUUUUAUGAUAACUUUUCUUUAAAAACUGGGCACGAUCCAGAUGUAAGUUAACUUUUUUCAGUCCUGUUUAACUCAAUGGCACUGAAGUGAAGGGAACUGAAAAAUGCUAGCAUUAAACUGGUCUCAUGCUUUUGAAUAUCAUUUAUAAAGCCUAAACUUGACAAAAUACAUUACAUGUAACAAUUUCUCCCUCAUGCAGACAUGCAUGCUUCGUGAAAAAAAAACAGUAGUAAGAUUUGUAAUAAAAAUGUGUGAAUAAUUUUAUCAUACAUAAAGAAUUUAUAAUGAGGCUAUGAUGGCAGGGAGUUUGAAUGAAUUUGAGGGAAUGAAUUAAAUUGAUAGAAUUCAUGGAUGUAAGCAAGUCUCCAGCAACAUUAUAUAACUUGGUUACCUUCAUACGUGCUGGACUGUUCUUCUCAUUAGAUGUUCUUCUCAUCUCCAACCUCCAUGAUUAUAAAAAAUUAUCCUUUUGGAGAGGAGGAACAGAGGAGGUUUAUCUCAUUAAUGGUUUAUACUGGACUAUGGUCCCAGUAUUCAACUAAACUUUGAAAAUGCAGAAUUCACUGGUUGUAUUUCUGCAUGUCUGAAUGCAAUUUGAUUGUGUGCGAGUGUGUUUUUGGUUGCUUUAAGGGGACAAAGCUAUAUUUUCUUCAUUUUUCAAUUACUGAAUUUUGGGCUUGGAUUAUCAGCUUUGUUCCUAGCUGAAAGGAAUUAACAAAGAGUCGUGAAAGGAGUAAACAUAACUGGUUAUUAAGCAAUUAAAGGGAUUUAAGGGAAGAAAUGGGCACAUUCUGUAUAGAACAUUAUCAUAAAAUUGUGCUGAAAUGACUGGUAGAUGCAUUACCUUUUCCAUGAGAUUCAUGCAAAUAUUCUUUUUUUUAAAAAAGUGGAAUUUCAGAGGAACAAAUCCAUUUGGGUUGUUGUCAGUUCCCUUUGACACCCUGGAUAAUCUACACUCAGUUGAUUUUACCAUGGUAUUUCAUAGUACCAUGAUUUUUUUUUAACCUUCUGACUGUUAUAGGGUAGGUUAUGAAAUUGCUUACAUAGCAAGAUUGAAUUUGAGGUAUUGCCUAAUUAUUUGUGGAUUAUAUGAAUAAAUGACAUCAUUCCAAAUAGGAAAA